Drosophila innubila is the source of this 381-nucleotide messenger RNA. Its product is annotated as male-specific sperm protein Mst84Db. The coding region runs from base 91 to 231 and encodes 46 amino acids. NCBI's taxonomy places the organism in Eukaryota, Metazoa, Arthropoda, Insecta, Diptera, Drosophilidae. The transcript has 2 exons. The record is from RefSeq and is a predicted model, not a curated record.
GUAUUCAUAUUAUUUUUCUGUUGAAUAAAUUUCUAAAUUGAAGAAGACGCUUUAUAAAUAUUUACGAGUUUUACUCAACAGACUUUAAAAAUGUGCUGUGGACCGGCUGGUUGGUGCCCAUCCUGUGGACCUCCCUGCGGAGGACCUUUUUGCAAGGCCUGCUGUGUUGAGAUGUGUGUUUCACCCUGUACUCCUGCAUAUUUGCAAUGCUCCUAUUGCUGUGGCUGUUGAUAGUGAAAAAUGAUGAUAGUCACAUGGAUGCUCCCUAGGGAGGAUAUCUCUGUGCUAUGGAUCUAAUUGACCAAUUUCAAUGAGGAGGAAUGAGUAAUUUACCAAUUUUGACAAUGACAAAAUAAUAAUGUAAAAACCAAAAAAAAAAAA